GUUUACUAGAAUACGAUUUAUAAGUUACACACUUUACUUCCCUAAAAAAUGAAUUUGUUGGGGAUAAAUUUAUUCUACUCUAUCCUUUUAUUCAUAAGUCCGUUGACUGUUUAUUCUUAUAAUGUGAUACCAUAUAAUGAAACUGAACCUGGACUUGAAGUCUAUAAAGUAUUUUCUUAUAGAGAUGAAACAGCGGUUAUCCUUUUAAUUAAACCAAUAAAUGAAUCUUGUGUUGAACCACGAAUUGAUCUUCGCAUUUUACAUCCAAAUGGUACUAUUGAUAGUGCUAAAGUUGAUUAUCCGAUCCCAGAAUAUAAUUUUUGUCUUGGACCCAAUGGAUUUUAUUGGUUUGAUAUUACCCGUUCCCUUCCAAAAUUUCUACUUGUGCUUUAUGCAGAUAUCGUUUCAGCAAGUUAUUAUGUAUUAGUUAUUACUCGGACAGGAUAUGUUAUUAGCAAUACACCCGUGGCACCUAUCUCUAUAAUAAAUGGAAGUAUAUAUGCCGAUGGCUAUCUCAUGUCGCAUACAAGCGAAGAAUAUGGUUUUAUUUUUGCAAAUUAUGAAACUGAAACUGCUGUAAUGUGGAAGUACUACAAUAAACCGGACGAUAAAGGAAAUAUUAGUCUAAUAAAUGAAGGAAAACAUUAUCUGCAAAAUCCAUUUAAUUAUUAUUUCAUAUUUCCCGCACUUGAUGGAAAUUUUGGUAUUAUAAUUGCAAAUUCAACAGAUAUUAAUAUAAAACCAGAACCUAAUAAAUUCAUCAAUCCAUCUAAAUUUACGUCUAAGGUUUAUGUGUCUUUUAUUAAACCUGUUAUGAAUAGUGUAGAUGGCCCUUACUUAAUUUACCAAUCAACAAUACCUCAUUUUGAAGUGGAUUUCUUUUGUGAUACGGCUUUUACAGGGAUUGGUAAUAUGUGUAUUUUGACAUUCAACAGAGCAGAAGAUAAAAAUACGACCGAAUAUAUGACUGUGUUAUUUCAAACUUCGGGUUCUGUAUUUGAUAUGAGAAAGCUUUUUGUUGAUAAAGAAAUAAUAGGUGUUAAUAGUUUAUUUCAAGGAGGAUAUUUAAUAACUACACAUGAUGAUCAAAAUAAAACUAUUGAAGGAAUAAUACUUGAUGAUAAUGGAAAAUAUAAUGGCACUUGGAGUUAUCCACCAGAUUUAAAUGUAUCUAAUUCUUUUGGAACGGCAGCCUUUCGAAACGGGACACUGUUCUUAGUUACUUUCGAAAAUGAAAUGACUUGGAAAGUUAUAUCUACACCUUUACCUAAAUUCUUCUCGGAUGAUUAUGGAUACGAAAAUCCGAAUAUUAAAUCGACUUAUCCAUUAAUUAGCUCAAGUAUACCCUUAUCAAUCACAAACAUAAAUAUUACGUAUCAUUUGUCUGUAACGAUAUCAACCAACAACGUUUCAAUUUAUCAAUAUAAUAAUAAUGACGAUCUUCCUAUACUGCGUCAAUCUGUUUCAGGAGAUUCACUAUAUUUCUCGUAUAGUAGUUCUGAUAAAAAGACAAUAAACAUAAAAGUUUUGCAAAGUACAUUUAAUCAACCAAACUCAAAUUAUUAUAUUGUUGUUAAUGAUAACGUGGUCAGGGAUUGGACGUCAAAUAAUCCACUAAUAGGUGUUGAAAGAAAUCGUUGGAAAUUUAAUACAAGUAAGUAAGCAUAUUUUAAUAUCCGGAUAAAUUAUACUAGUUCUUUAUUAAUAUCAAUUACAAUUCCUUUUAUUUAGUAAAUAUCCAAGAUAAUUUUGCAGAGGAAUCAAUUGGAAGAUUUUCUUUAACGGA
This is a messenger RNA of Rhizophagus irregularis DAOM 181602=DAOM 197198, 1786 nucleotides long. The record is from RefSeq and is a predicted model, not a curated record. NCBI's taxonomy places the organism in Eukaryota, Fungi, Glomeromycota, Glomeromycetes, Glomerales, Glomeraceae.